GACUUUGGUGCAUAAUCCAAUCCAAUCCAAUGUUGUGUUCGCCGCGAAAUCGGCGUUGUAGUACUUCUGCAGUUUGCAAUCUUCUUUGAUAUUUCAUGCCUUCUAUUGUGUAGAGCAUGGUCCGUGCCCGCGUGAAACGCUGAAAGGCUGUCUGUGCCGUCUCUGCACUCUUCUUCACAUCCUGGACGACACUCGUUCCCUUAAAGGGCCUUCAUGGAUAUUGCCAGACAUCAGUACCGUUCACAGUCCUCUGAAGAGGACGACUCGUGUGACGAGGAUGAAACCUGUUGGAAGAGACAAGCCACUGAAGGCCCAGGUGGUGCCCCCCGGGCUGUUCGUGCAAGGAAGGUCAACAAUAUCUGGGGUUCCGUGCUCCAAGAGCAGAUACUGACAGAGACACUGGGCAGCUGCUCCGUGGAAAAGGCCUGGACCAAGGGUGACAGGGCUUGCGAGAGCUACGACUUCCGGCGGAAGGCCCUCGAUACCCGAGAGUCGCCACCGGCAUCCCCGAAAGGGUGUAAACGUCCCGUUCAUGAACGAUUGGGAAAAAGGACACCCACAGAAGAAGAUGAGGUUCCACCGUCGAAAGAAGCCCGCCUUGCAGAGCAAAUGGCAGAGAAGUUACAAGAACCAAAGAAAGACCUUCUAGAGCGCGUUGUCCGCAUCCUGGGAGAGACCAAAGCUCAGCAGUUGCUGAGCAUGACUGAAGACAUUGAAUCUGCUGGGGGUCUUCUUACGCUGGAUGGCAGCAGACGACGCACAGCAGGGGGAGUCUUCUUCCAUCUCAUAAAGUCUGACAAUCGCUUGGUGCGGUCACGAGAAAGGAGGGCCAUUUUUGCCAACGAAGAACGGUUCAAGUUUGUUUCUAAAAAGCAGCCAAAACGCAAGCCGAAGCCAGCUGCAACUGGAAGUGAAGAUACGUCUCCAAAGACAUCUAGGGAGACUUCUAGGGAGACGUCUAGGGAGCAGACUCCCGAACCUAUUGCACCAGAUGAAGAGGACGCAGUGGAAAAAGAACCACUUGAAGAAGGGGAAAUCACAGACUAAAAAUUGUGUGUGUGUGUGUGUGUGUAAAGACUUGUGGGGUAACUUUUUCUUCUUUCUCAUCUUUUCUUUUAUGUCCUGGACCAUGUGUGGACAGUUGAGUGGUUGAAGCCUAGCGUUGUGAAAGACAAUAGUAAAAGUAAAACUUGAAAGUAA
Molecule: messenger RNA, 1200 nt
Organism: Ornithodoros turicata
Lineage: Eukaryota; Metazoa; Arthropoda; Arachnida; Ixodida; Argasidae
Gene: Phax
Product: phosphorylated adapter RNA export protein-like
Exons: 5
Coding region: 214-1047 (277 amino acids)
Biological process (GO): snRNA export from nucleus
Cellular component (GO): nucleus
Source: RefSeq, a predicted model, not a curated record